Molecule: messenger RNA, 1151 nt
Organism: Labrus mixtus (cuckoo wrasse)
Lineage: Eukaryota; Metazoa; Chordata; Actinopteri; Labriformes; Labridae
Product: uracil-DNA glycosylase-like
Exons: 7
Coding region: 76-978 (300 amino acids)
Biological process (GO): base-excision repair; base-excision repair, AP site formation via deaminated base removal
Cellular component (GO): mitochondrion; nucleus
Molecular function (GO): uracil DNA N-glycosylase activity
Source: RefSeq, a predicted model, not a curated record
UGCUCCUGCAUGACCUUAUCAGAGAAGUUAAUACAUUAACAGCAGCUUAUCGACAGGUUUGUUUUUUGCGCUAAAAUGAUCGGACAGAAGACCAUCAACACGUUUUUUUCACCUGUCUCUAAAAAGAGAGUUUCUAAGGAUUUAAAUGAAUCGGAGGAGGAUGCGAAAGAAUCGAAGAAGCCGAAGUGCUCAGCCGGGGACCCGGAGCCGUCCAGCCCGCGUCCUGCUCCUCUGUCUCCGGAGCAGCUCGACAGGAUCGCCCGGAACAAGAAGGCGGCGCUGGAGAAACUGUCUUCCAUCCAAACACCUCCGGGGUUCGGGGAGAGCUGGAGAGAGGGACUGUCGGCUGAGUUUGGAAAGUCUUACUUUAAACAGCUGAUGAGUUUUGUGUCUGAAGAGAGGAAACGCCACAAUGUUUACCCACCUGCUGAGCACGUUUUCACCUGGACUCAGAUGUGUGACGUCAGAGAUGUCAAAGUAGUGAUUCUUGGUCAGGAUCCGUAUCAUGGUCCUAAACAAGCCCAUGGAUUGUGCUUCAGUGUCAAACAGCCGGUUCCUCCUCCUCCCAGUUUGGAGAACAUGUACAAAGAACUGGUGUCGGACAUUGAAGGCUUUCAGCACCCCGGACACGGAGAUCUGACCGAGUGGGCCAAACAAGGUGUGUUGUUGCUCAACGCGGUGCUGACUGUCCGAGCACACCAGGCGAACUCCCACAAAGACAAAGGCUGGGAGAGGUUCACAGACGCUGUGGUGCAGUGGCUCAGCAACAACAGGGAAGGCCUCGUCUUCAUGCUGUGGGGAGCGUAUGCUCAGAAGAAAGGAGCCGCUAUUAACAGGGAACGACACCACGUCCUGCAGGCGGUGCAUCCUUCUCCCUUGUCUGCACAUCGAGGAUUUUUUGGCUGCAAGCAUUUCUCGAAGGCGAACGAGCUGCUAAAGCAAUCUGGAAAGUCUCCUGUGGACUGGAAGGCACUUUAAGUUGUCAUUUAUCUGACGUUUUUCUAACCUGUAUGUUGUUUAACUGUUGACAGAAAAUCGCCCGUAAGCUUUUUUAGUUGGCUGUUUCUAAAUGUAAUAUGUGCAGAGAUUUAUAUUAUACUCUUAUUUUUGUGCUAUACACUGUUUUUUUUUAUAAAACUUUUUCACCAAAA